AUGGAAGCGUUCCAGCAUCAGCUAUUCACUCUUACUGGGGGCCUGAUCUGUUUCUAUGUUCUGGUAAAAUGCAUCAGAUUUAUGAAAUACAUUUUCCCACACACAUGGAGUGCUGUGCCUCAGACUUUCUUUCGGUCGAUGGGAGAAUGGGCAGUGGUCACAGGAGCAGGAGAAGGGCUUGGAAGAGCAUAUUCCUUUGAGCUGGCAAAACGUGGAUUAAAUGUAGUUAUGAUAAGCAGAACUCUUGAAAAACUACAGAGAUCAGCCAUUGAAGUUGAGCAAACCACAGGUCAAAAGGUGAAGAUUAUACAAGCUGAUUUCACAAAAAAUUCAGUAUAUGAGAACAUUGAAAAAAACCUGCAAGGCUUGGAUAUUGGUGUUCUGGUUAACAAUGUUGGAAUGCUUCAUAAUCCUCUUCCAUGCCGUUUCCUUAAUGGAUCAGACAUAGAUGAGAGCCUUGUCAACUGCAACAUUAUUUCUGUUACAAAGAUGACAAAAAUGAUUUUGAAACAAAUGGAGUCGAGACGGAAAGGUCUUAUUCUGAAUCUGUCCUCUGGUCUGGGUACUUUCCCUUGUCCACUAUACACAAUGUACUCAGCUUCUAAGGCUUUUAUAAGCACUUUCUCCAAAGCACUACAAGCAGAAUAUAAGGCAAAGGGAAUUAUUAUACAGGUAGUGACUCCUUAUGGUGUUUCUACUCCAAUGACAAGGUACCAAAAACCUGAUUUUAUUACAAAGACAGCAGAAGAGUUUGUGAGUGAAUCACUGCAAUAUGUCACCUUUGGAGAUGAAGUUUUUGGAUGUUUAGCCCAUGAAGUGCUGGUAAUUGAAUUUGAUAGUGUGUAA
Molecule: messenger RNA, 846 nt
Organism: Melopsittacus undulatus (budgerigar)
Lineage: Eukaryota; Metazoa; Chordata; Aves; Psittaciformes; Psittaculidae
Gene: HSD17B3
Product: hydroxysteroid 17-beta dehydrogenase 3
Exons: 10
Coding region: 1-846 (281 amino acids)
Biological process (GO): steroid biosynthetic process
Cellular component (GO): endoplasmic reticulum
Molecular function (GO): testosterone dehydrogenase (NADP+) activity
Source: RefSeq, a predicted model, not a curated record